Molecule: messenger RNA, 2631 nt
Organism: Plasmodium cynomolgi strain B
Lineage: Eukaryota; Apicomplexa; Aconoidasida; Haemosporida; Plasmodiidae
Exons: 3
Coding region: 1-2631 (876 amino acids)
Source: RefSeq, a predicted model, not a curated record
AUGAUGGGUGUUACAGAACAGGAAAUAAAUAUAUACGACGAAAAAAAGGCUCAUUUUGAAGCGCUGAGCGGUUUCUCCAAAUCGAUAAAGCAAGACUUUAAAGAUUUUGUUCACCUAAUUUGUAAAGUGAAAAAUGUGAGGAAGCAUGGAAAGUUGUUACUCUUCUGUGACACAAUUUCGAAUGGAAAAAUAAAUAGUAAGGAAAAUGUUUUAUUUUACAGAUAUCACGUUUUGAAGUAUGGUGAUGUGGAGGGGGAUCCUGUUCGAGGGGAUGAAAGUUCCCGCUGCACGGGGGAUAAUAAUGGGAGUGCUCACUUUUGCGUAGUAGAAAAUAAAUUUAAUGAAGAAGCCUUAUCAGAAGAUAAGAAUAUUCAGUUGGUAAUUAGCAAGGACUUUUACGUGGACGAAAACAAAUUUGAUUCAUUUCGAAAAUCCUUAUUGAAGGAAAUUCACACAGGACAGAAGGACGAUAAGGACGUUAGGCUUGGUAGCGAUUUGUUCGAACAUUCAGUUCGACUGUGCAAGGAGUUUUAUGCGAAUGUGAAGAAGAAUGAAGAUGUGCAGACAUCUACCGAGGAAGGGAUCCCCAUAAAGGACAACGCAACAGAUAACAUGGAAAAUGACCCCCUAUUGUUAUUGAACGAAUAUGUAAAGUAUGAAAUUUUAAGGAAGGUCAUAAAAACGGAUACGCUGUUGUACAUUAUAGGAUUGCCUGCCUUGACGAACACGAAUGAGAAGUCCUUAUUGGUUUUUUCGGCCUACCUCCUGAAGGUUAACUACGAAUUCUUCAACAUCAACGAACUGUUAAAAUUAUUCGAAGGAGGUUUUUUUUCCAUGCUAACUGUGUGCAGAAGUUUGCAAAUGAAGGAAAGCGACAUUCGGCAGAUUUAUAACAGUAAGGAGGACACAAAAAGAAGAUUCAUACGAAACAUUAUCUACAAAAAUAAAAAUUAUGAAAGUAUAAGUAAUCAAAAAAUGAAUAAUUUUGAAAUUUUCAUCUUAAAAAUUAUUGACAUAAUUCCCAAACUGUUUGAAAUACAGCCGAGCGAAUUUAACUACAACAUGGAAAUGAAUGAUGACAAACGAUUGCACAGAAUUCUGCUCUGUGAUUUGAACCUAAAUCAGAUUAAUGACCAUAUGCCACAAAUACAGUGGAUGAUUAAUCACAUACAAAUAUUACUCGAAGAAAUAGAAAAAGGAAAUUCAAAAAUUAAGAUGUUUAGCGGGGAAGAUAUCUUUUUUUACAUGUCCACAUUGGUGAACAAGUAUAUAGAAAGCAACGACACCUUUUUCCAAAAUUAUUUAGAAUUUAUAGAGCUCUUUAUGGAGAAAAAUGAUCAACUAGUAAGUGCAGAAAACACAGAAAAGGUAAGAAGAAGUAUACAACUUUUGAGAGAAAAAAAUGUGAACUUGUUUGAAAAUUCGAAAUGGAGUGAUGCCCAGUUUUACGACAUUAAGGAGUUCUACGUGGAGAAGUGCACGAAGGCGAGUGGAGACUUGAACAAGAAUUGUAAAAGGUUGGAUGAGGAAAAUACACCUAUGAAUUAUCACCGUGUUGAUGGUGUAACCUUUGAAGAAAAGCAAAAUAUAGAGCAUGAAAUGGGGAGAAACGGCAACAUUGAUUGUGACCCCAAGUUGACGGACAACACGGUUUAUGAAAACAAUUUGACGUAUGAUUACUGCAUCCUGGAUGUCGGGGGAGGGAAAGGAGACCUGGGCAUUCACAUUUCGCUAGCUUUUAAAAACAUCCUAGUAAUCAUAUUAGACAUAAACGUAAAUUCACUCUUCAGUUGUUUCAUUAAAAUUUUUGCAAACAAAAUUAAGAACGUGUUAAUUAUGCACGAAUCGAUAUUAAAUUUUGACUUUAAAAAAUAUAAAAUAAAUUUGAUAGUCGGUUUACAUUGCUGUGGAGGGUUAACUGAUUAUAUUUUGAAAACUUGCAUGGAAGAAAGAAUUCCCUUCCUCACUUGUUCCUGCUGUUACACGAAAUAUAGAGAGUUGAGGAAACACAUUUUUGAUUUUAACAAUGAUAUUAUACUUAAUCAAAUUAAAAGUUAUAUUUACAAUAGGGAGUAUUACGCCCAGGUGGGCUACAGCAUUGGCCAGUAUGAAGAGGAUACGGGUGAAAUAUUAAAAAGGGAGCACACCGAUGCGACGAAUGCUGUGGAGAAUGCUGCAGAGGGUUCUACUGAGGACCCUGUUCAUCUGAAUAUCCAGGGUUCUCCGAGAGAUGGAAAAACGCACACGGUUGGCGAUGGAGAUGGAGACGUGGGAGACAUGGACGAUGUUGUCGAUGUUGGCGAAUUGGGUGAGUACGACGAUUUCUCCAUAUACAAGAAAAAGUACGACAAGUAUGGGAAAAAAAUCAUGAGGAGAACCAUCCCGAACAUAUAUUCGUUCGUAAAUUUGCUGUCCAAAUUGUGCGAGAGCGAAAACGCCAGAAUUUCAUUUAAGUGCAUGCACUUUUAUAAUAACCUGAGAUUUCAAAUUUUGCAAAAGUUGUUUAGUGCCACGGGAAGUGGGGGCGAGCGGGAGGAGUUAAAUCUGUCACUGCACUCAUUCCCCAUGUCCUUUUCGCCGAAGAACAUCGUCCUGAAGGGCGUCUUUUCGAAGAAAGGGGUGAAGCGGUAA